Molecule: messenger RNA, 1745 nt
Organism: Mycena citricolor
Lineage: Eukaryota; Fungi; Basidiomycota; Agaricomycetes; Agaricales; Mycenaceae
Source: the annotation of a GenBank genome assembly
AACGAACACUCGCUGCCUGUGUCGUGAGUAGUCGCACGACGCGCCUCGGGGCACACGAACCGCACUAUUUUUUCUCGAGAAUGACGAUAUAGACAUUGUACUGAAAAUUGGACGGAGCGACGCGGGCGUCGGCAAUAUCGAGUUUCUCUGAUUAUCCACAAGAGUCGCGACACGUCACAAGUGCACGGCGACGACAGCGCAGAUCAUCGGCGCUGGCCGGUCCGGUGCAGAGGGUAUGUUUGUUAUCGGCGGGACUGUGGGACUGAGAUUUCUCCGAUAUCUAGCGUGUAUACCAAAGCCGAAAAUGACUUCAUCGCGCACUUCUUUUCGUGGAGCCAAGGGACGUGGGAGGGAUGGUUUUGCGCCCACGCUCUGACGUGCGGGUGCUUAUCUGUCUGCUCUCCGCGAUAUGGGCAAGAAACGCGUUCUGUGCAGCUACGGGGUGGACGUGGACGCGGUGGCCGGAUGGCUCGGCUCCUACGGCGGCGAGGACUCGACGAGCGACAUCAGCCGAGGUGCGCAGACGGUGGACCGCGCGCCGACCCAACCAAUCUCCGCGCAGGCAUCUUCGCAGGCACAGUGGGGACGCGGCGCCUGCUGGCGCUGUUCGCCCAGUACAACAUCAAAGCGACGUGGUUCAUCCCGGGGCACUCGCUCGAGUCGUUCCCGGAGGAGUCCGCGCUCGUGCGCGACGCGGGGCACGAGCUCGGGCUGCACGGCUACUCGCACGAGAACCCGAAGGACAUGACGCCCGCGCAGCAGCGCGCGGUGCUGGACAAGACGUUCCGGCUGCUCACGGCGUUCUGCGGCGGGAAGCCGCCGCGCGGGAGCGUCGCGCCGUGGUGGGAGACGAGCCGCGAGGGCGCGGAGCUGCUGCUGGGGUACGGGAUCGAGUACGACCACUCGAUGAGCCAUCACGACUGCCAGAUGUACUGGCUGCGCACCGGCGACGAGUGGACCAAGAUCGACUAUGCGCAGGAGGCCGCGGCGUGGAUGAAGCCGCUCGUGCCGGGCCCGCCGACGGGGAUCGUGGAGAUCCCCGCGAGCUGGUACAUCGACGACCUCCCGCCGAUGAUGUUCAUCAAGUCCGCGCCGAACAGCCACGGAUGGGUCAAUCCGCGUGACGUCGAGGCGAUCUGGAUGGAUCAUUUCGACUACUUUUACCGCGAGUACGACGAGUUCGUCUUCCCGAUGACGAUCCACCCGGAUGUCUCGGGCCAUCCGCACGCGCUGCUCAUGCAGGAGCGGAUCAUCGAACACAUCAACUCACAUGAGGGCGUGGAGUGGGUCACGAUGGCCGAGAUGUGCGACGACUUCAAGCGCAAGAACGCAGCCCCCGAAGGCGCACUGAUGCCUGCUGACUCAGUCGACGUCUUGAAGAGGCUCGGAAUGUGAAUAUCCUGUCGUUCCAUAAAUAUAUACAUGUUGUUACAAAUAUAGCAGUGUCUUUUGAAAUCCUUGCGUCUUCCCAGGCUAAUAAUACCCAGGCAGUGGUUCAACUUCUCUCCAGCCCAGAACCCGCCCACCCGCAUCCACCACCGGCACAAAGCCAGCCCGGACCGGCACCGGCACCGGGGCAUAGUGCGAGUGCGACGACGGCCAUCCCGCAACACAGUAGCCACCGGCAUACUCCGCCGGCACAUUCACCCGCUGCACACGCGGCAGCGGCGUCUCGCGGUACCGAGUGCUGGAGACCGGGUGCGCGCGGUCCCGGCGGCGCUCGUCCCCCUGCGACUGCGUUUGCG